GUUAAGGCAGUGCGGAAACACAUUAUGCUUGAUCUGUGGAUACUGGAUACAUUAAAACAAGGGUUUAUCGUGUAAAUUUGUUUCAAGGGUUAAUAGCAAUGUUGUCGGGAUUAUAUGAAUCGAUAUAGUCAAUUGUUCACAUUUUACCGGUGUAACUGCUAUUAGAUUGUUAAAAAACCGGUAAUGAAUUGAUGCCACUCUUAAACAAAUUUAAACUUGAGUACUAAAUGUUCGAAAAUUUAAACCUUAAUUGAUCCACCCAAAUCUUCAGAAAAUUUUAUAGCUGUCAAAAUAUAACCUGACCCGAGUAACCGGAUUGAUCAAAAUGACUUGUAACCUGCCUACAACCAGAUUUGACUAAAAGUCAACGACUCGUACCCUGACCGACCUGCAACCGAUAAACCUAUAAUCUAGUUGACCCCCAACCCGAUCCACCCAUAACCCGACUGACCCGUAGCACUACUGACCCACAACCUGAUUGACCCGAGACCCGACUAAUCCUUGACCCGACUAACCCAACCUGAACAUGACCGCACCCGCUUGCUUGACCCAAAAUUAUAUGACACAUCAUAUAUGAUUGUUCCGUUAUAGAAGUGAUUCUAUGUAAUUUGAUAUUAAAAAUUACGAAAUUGUAUUCUAAUGUGUUCUUUCUACUUUAUUAUUUUGUUUUGAUCUUGUCAUCCUAAAUAAAAUGUAAAAAUAAUGAAAUGGGUUAGGUGACAAUGUGGUAUUUGUGGGAUCAAAUAACUAAUUGUUUAUGUAUAGGAUCUCUUUUACAUAUAUAGAAUCUGAAUAACUCAUUAUUUGAGAUUGCAGUAUUUGUAUAUUAUUUAUGUGUUAAUUAAUUUAAAUAACUCGUUUUACUGAAGAAUAAUUUGUGGGGUUAAAACCUCCACAUUUUAACUUUCUUUUGUUUCAAUAUUGGACUUUGGGACUCACUUAUGCCUUGCAAAAUCAACUCCAAGUUUUGUUCAGGUAUUUUUAAUGCUCAAGUAUGUCUAUAUACAAGAUGAACAAUAUUACAGUUGCAAAGAAACUAAAGAGGCAACCAUUGAAGUUAUUAUUUUCAGCUAACACCUCCGAGACUGGCUUCACUCCUUGUCGGGAUGCUUAAAAAAACUUCAAUCCCAAAAGAAGCUUGAUGCUUUCUCCCUCGCUCCAAGUUAGCCAUUCUCUGGCAUGGGAUUCAGAAAUAAAGACUAGCAUUUUGACUAUGUCAAAGGCGAUCCCCAAGUUUACUAUCCAUGCUGCACAAAUUGUUGAUCCAGCAAUAACAAGCUUGCUUCCAAGCCACUGUAUUAUAUGCUUAACAAAUCCUCAAUUCACUCUAUUAGCAGACAUGCAACAAGAGUAGUCGCAGGCAGCAAACCAUCAACAAAUUAGCAGCAAACCUACAAAAACUAGGGCCAAAACGGCUGAAAACCAAAUUUGGACUUCCAUUUUUUUUUUAUGUUUACAGCACUUGUUCUUUCUCGUUAGCAGAAUCACUUAGCAGAAUCACUUACCAAUUUCAGUACCCCAUCUCCGUUCUAAUCCACAAGCCCUAGCAUGGAAACUCCCCCUUUCUUUAUCACUAAAAAAUCACUUAGUACCACAUUGAUGCCGGCAUGCCUAGUCGCUUGCUGCUCGACCCACCAAACACCCACAUGUCAAGCAUGACAUUAUCCAAGGGGUCUCACCACUCAUCUGUCUAGCAUGAUGUCAUACAAGGGGGCAGGCACCAAGUACUAUGAUGCGUAUCUACCUUGCACUAGGGUGUCAAGCAUGAUGUCGUGCAAGGAAGACCAUCACGAGUACCCCCUAGAUGUGGUGGGGAAAGAAAGAAAUAUUUGGCUAAGUGUUAAAACCUCACCACUCACCUACCCCGCAGCCAAGCACCUAGCCACCCCCACCAACCACUUGGGUGUCAAACAUGGCAUAAUCGAAGAGGGGUAGAGACAGUGGAGGUGAAAUUUGGCUAAGUAUCAAUACCUAUCGACCCACCCAUCAAGCAGGACACAUACCCGCCUGUCAAGUAUGCUAAUAUGCUGACCACUCGCAUACACAGAGCUAGGGUGUCAAGCAUGAUUCCAUCCAAGAAGGGUUGGUGCAAAGGAUGUAGAACAUGACUAAGUGUCGAGACCUCAAGUACCCACCUAUCAAUCAGGUCACAUACCCAACUGUCAAGUAUGUUACCGCCCACCUACCAAGUAUUGGGAUGUCAAGCAUGAUGUCAUCUAAGGAGGGUUGAUACCAGCAUGCUUUGCCGCCUACUUAUCAAAUACCCAAGCAAGACAAAGUGCAGGGGGGCCGACACUCACGUGUCAAGUAUGAGGAAAUCGGCUAAGUAUGGAAAUUCCUCCUUGUUAUCCUACCAAGCACCAGGGUGCCAAGCACGACGUCAUUCCAAAAAGGUAGGAACAACGCACCAUCAUCCCAAGUAUUCAGGCAUGUUAGACCUCAUAAGCAGUCAUGCAUGGUAUCUAGUAGACAAGGUCAUUAAAUUUCUAAGUGUCAGUCAUGUACAUUAUCACAUGGUAGACCACCUUGUCAAGACUCUUUAAGCAUGAUGCCACCCCAAAGGGGUCAGUGUUCAUUCAUUAACUACCAAACAUGCUAGUGUCGAGCAUGACGUCAUGCAAGGGUGGUCAUCAUGAGCAUCACUAAGAAAUCAAACAUCAAGAUAAAGCCAAGCGAGAUACCUCCACGACACAUGGUAACUACCUGCCAAGUAAAGUCAUCAAGUUAUCAAUGACGAAGUAGUAUGCAUGCGAGCAAGGCAGUUAAGGUGUCAAGCAGGCUACAUCAAAUGCCAAGCACUGGAGCAGUGAUUACAAAGAGGCGGUUAUAAGUGAUGUCUAUAAAUAGGAGAAACGAAGACAAAGGGUUCCACAACCAAACAUUUGACAACACAAGUCAACCUUUAUCUUUUCUUUGCAAUGCAGCUCUAUCCAUAUCUAUUAGUUUUUGAAGCUCUCACUGAACCUCCAUAGGAGCAUAAGUAAAUUAACUUAGCAUAUUUCCAAAAAGCCAUCAUAAUCAUCAUAUACCCUCGUUCGAACAUUGUUCAGAGAGUUGUGAACUGUGUUUUUAUCAUUGUUCAAAAAGUUAAGGUGCUUUCAUUGAUUUCAAACACAAGAGUUUCCUCACCAGAAAACACAGAGUAUUACUUGCCAAAAGAAAAAGGAGUUGAAAAUCAGAGUAUUCAGAGUCUGCGUAGCAUCUGGACAUUCCAAUCUCAGCACCUACUUGCCGAAGAAAUUAAGAACUGCGAGCACAAUUAGCUGCUAGAUACUCUAACCAAAGAUGUUCAUCCACUUUGUUUUCGGGAUGAAGCUCGCACACCUCCCUACUAUCUAAAUUAAACAAACUAUAAGUAC
Molecule: messenger RNA, 3359 nt
Organism: Linum trigynum
Lineage: Eukaryota; Viridiplantae; Streptophyta; Magnoliopsida; Malpighiales; Linaceae
Source: the annotation of a GenBank genome assembly